UGUUAAACAGAAACCAUUUUGAAACUGAAGCGAGAUUUGGUGUAUUGUUUGAGUAAUCAAUUGAUCCAAUGGUCGCACUACUCGGUACAGAGCGGGCCCUCAAUCUCUGCCCGAUAUUCUCACAGCACGUGUUGUGUCGACGACUCGAUGUAUGUGUUCGGCGGCUGUACUAUAGCUAACACCACUUUCAACGACUUGUGGCGCUUUGAUCUGUCGACCCGAACGUGGAUCAGACCCAUCGCCACCGGAACCUUCCCCUCACCCAAAGCUUGCGCUUCACUCGUCGCGUAUAACAACAAUUUGGUGCUCUUCGGCGGAUGGACUCAUUCCUCUCCCUAUCCCAUACAUCAAGAGUGGAGAAUCUUUAAUCACAUCCAUAUCUUUGACACCAUAGCCGACAGAUGGAGUCUAAUUGUUCCCAAUUCCGAAAGUCCGGCAAUCGCUGGACAUUCGGCGAGUAUUGUCGGACACCAUAUGAUAGUAUUCGGAGGCCUUCGAAGUGAGGCCAAUAAUCCGCUUCCAUUCUCGAGUAAUAACGACAUUUGGGUUUUGGAUUUAAAGAGCUUUGUUUGGCGCAAACAAAUCACUUCUAAUCCCAAACCACUUCCCAGAUAUGGACACUCGCAGGUUGUCAUCGAUGACAGGCAUAUACUAAUAAUCGGCGGAUCCGGCGGUCCUAAUAUGCUGUUUAGCGACAUUUGGAUGCUUUGCAUUUCAGAGGACACCAAACAAAUGUUGUGGAAACCAAUUGAAGUGUUGAACAAAGACUCGUCAAAUAUACCACAAAUUAGUUUUCAUCCCACGUGUAAAGUUGAAAACUUAUUGGUUGUGUUGAGCCAAAAGGUACGGCCCUUUCAGUGCAAAGACGGCAAUAUAUUGCGAAAGCCUUCGGUUCGCAGUCAAUACGUCAACACUAAUGACUCCAACAAUAAGAGUUCAUUGAAUGUGAAAUUGGAGUCCCAAUCAAAUGCAGUGUCGAUCGCAUCCACAUCUUCUGCCUCUACAUCACAACAGUCGCAAACCAAUGGUAACACAAGUUUGCGUCCAUUGAGUCGUCGGAACAGACAAAGACAACUCGAAGGACUCGACCGAAUGGAACAACGAAUACGACAACUCAAGUCCCAUACGUUCUCUCCUCUUGCGGUCAGGAGUGGAACCGUUAAGUCAGACAGAGAGUCGGCUCAGAAUCCAAUGCAGUUGUUUGUACUCGACUUGAGUGAUGUGAUCGAGAAGAAUGUGGUCAAAUGGAUCCAUAAAAAUCACUUUCUAAACGAUGGCCCCGAAGAAAUUGACAGUUAA
This is a messenger RNA of Medioppia subpectinata, 1299 nucleotides long. NCBI's taxonomy places the organism in Eukaryota, Metazoa, Arthropoda, Arachnida, Sarcoptiformes, Oppiidae. The record is from the annotation of a GenBank genome assembly.